Molecule: messenger RNA, 9164 nt
Organism: Mauremys mutica (yellowpond turtle)
Lineage: Eukaryota; Metazoa; Chordata; Testudines; Geoemydidae
Gene: RNF43
Product: ring finger protein 43
Exons: 9
Coding region: 1986-4454 (822 amino acids)
Biological process (GO): ubiquitin-dependent protein catabolic process; Wnt receptor catabolic process
Molecular function (GO): frizzled binding; ubiquitin protein ligase activity
Source: RefSeq, a predicted model, not a curated record
CUUUGUGUCAGCAGGUAGAGAGAAAGCUUGCAGUCCCAGGGGAGGGAGGCAGAGAGCUGAGGAACACAAACUGCAAACCACAGGCUUCCUCCUCCAGGGAGUCGAUCCAGAAGUGCUUUUCUGGAAGGAAAGCUCUUCCCCGACAUCUACAUCACUUUCCAAGUCCACCUCAGGAUUCAGAGUCCUUGCUUCUGGGAUUUGUUGCCUACUUUAUACUGAUAGCAGUCUGCCUAGGUUUGCUGCUGGAUUGUUGCUGAUAUUUCCAAACUUUUUCUUUCUCGCUCCCCACAUUUCAAGCUGAUCAUUGUAUGUGCUGUAACGAGAAGAGAGAGACUUUUUUAUUUGAACGGAGUAUUCAGAAAUGCUUUUGGAUUCAUUCUAAGCUCUUUCGAUUGCGUUUGGACACUUAACUUUCAGCCAUGUCUGGCCCAGGAACUUUCAGCCUGGAGUAAAUUUCUACCUUUGAUCUUAUUGGAUUGUCUUUUGGGCUGUGGAAUUCCAUUCCUAUCUACCUGCAUUUUGUGCGCGCGCACGUGUGUGUGUGUGAGAGAGAAUUAUUUUUUUCUAAGUAACAGGUUGGUAAAGUAAGAGACAGUUUUUGCUAAGCUGUUAAAAGUUGGUUUUGGCCAGGAUUUAUAGAAACAUUUCCAUCUGUUUCAGCCCCUGGAGAUUCCUGCAGGCAGACUACUCAGCAGGUUUGCAGAUCUCUCUUAAAAAUCCAUAUCUCCCUUCUCAGGAGAAUGAUCAGUGUCCCAAGUCAUUUUAGUUGCUGAAUUUCUCUAUCGUGUCUACAAUUAUGAAGACUCUUCAGUACUUUUUGUGUGACCUUUGGGUAGCCUGUAUGGAUUUUUUUUUGGUGGUGCUUUUAUUUACGAUUGUAUUAACAUGUGCUUGAAAGCAAUUACAGCAGUUCCUGAGCGUGCACAGGAAUAGCAUAAAACAAGGACAUGUUGGUAACUUUUUUCUCAAAGCCUGUGCCUAAACUUUUAAAAUGUUUUGGGGGCCUUUUUACCUCCUGGGAAUUUGAAAAUAGGUUGAGAAGCCUCUUGUUCAUCUAAUGAAUUUUGGGAACUGAAGAUCAGAAGAUAUGUGCUUUAAAACAGACUCCAAACACAGAUUACUAGUGAUUUCCUAUCCUUAUGCUGAACCAGGAGAAUAAAUCUUGAUCCCUGAGCCCAAGUGAGAGGCAUUUCUAACAGAACAGGGAUGUCAGGGAUCAAAUAAAUUUGGAGGACAGCCCAAAAGCAAACACUUAUUAUUUAUACUGAACUUUAAAAAUACUGCUGUAAUUAUCGAAGGGGAAUAUCCGCUCUCCUCCAACAUUAUUCUUUAAUAUGUGGAGUUGAUGGAGGGCACUGAUACUUGUAAUUAACGUUAAAUCGGAAGAGCUUGUGCUUUUGGGAAUGAGAUAUGUGGAGAAGAUAACUAGCUGGAGAAAAGGCCAAGCGCAUCUAAGAUUGAUGUGUUCGACCUGCUGAUCAUCCUGAAAUGUACUCCUGAAAGGGCAGGAGCUGUAGAGACACUUCUUGCAUGGCAGAGACUCGCUUUGUGAUUAGCUCAGGCAGGACUGAAAUGCUACAUAGUAUUGUUGUAUGCCCUGGCUGGGUUUUUUUAAUGCCCGUUUGUUCAGUUUAUAUUGAUCUUUCUGGAUUUAUCCAUUGGAGGAGAAGGAGAAACGCUUGAUUUAGAUUGUUGGUGUUUUGUUUUUAAUUUUGUUAAGGCUCCACAGGCCUUUGGGCACGUGGCACCAAGGAAGAGAAACCUUUAUGGUGAGAAACAGAAGAGGAACCCUAUAAGGAGUGCCAGGAGUAAGGGGCUGUAGGUUACUGAACCCCUUUCCCCUCCUUCCCAUAUGCCCCACUGACUGGAAACACACAAAAGCCCUAUACUUAACCAGCUCUGUCAACUGUUGGAACCUGCUGGUGGGGUGAGGACGCAUUCCUGAGCGAUAUGUGUGGCCGAAGUGCACUGCUGCAGCUGGUAGCAUGAGUGCUGGCCCCCAGCUGCAGCUGGCUGUCCUCUGGCCUUGGCUGCUAGUGGCUACACUGCAGGUUGGACUUGGCCAUACUGGGCUGGCACUGGCAGUGGAGUCAGAGAGGUCAGCAGCACAGAAGGCUAUUAUUAGGGUGAUCCCCUUAAAAGUGGAGCCAAUCACAUUGGAAGGAGUGUUUGCUAAUGUUGCUGAGGUUACUCCAGCAGAAGGAAAAUUGCUGCAGUUCCACCCGCUGUCUCUGUGUAACACCAGUGAGGACGAGCACACCGGCUCCGGCUUUGUCACGAUUGUCAAACUCGAGCGGCCCGAUCGAGAUCUGCACCCCUGUCUGUCAUUGGCCAACAAGGCGAAGCUAGCAGGGGAGCGGGGGGCUCGUGCCAUCCUCUUCGACAUCACAGAUGAUGAAAGCGCCGCUGACCAGCUGAGGAAACCCAGGGGCCUGAGUCAGCCUGUGGUUCUGAUCCGGGGCCACGAUGCUGAGCUUCUGAUGGGCGUCGUGAACAAGAAUCGAGAAGCACAUGUGAAGAUUGAGGUUAAAGAGCAGCCAGCCUGGCCAGACUAUGAUGUGUGGAUUCUUCUCACGGUGCUGAGCACUGUCAUCGUGAUCAUCCUGAUUUUUGUCGCUCGCACCAAGUGUCACUGGAACAGGACUCAGGACUCCUUGCAGCAGCAGACCAUGCAGGCCAUCAGCCAGCUGGCCAUCCGGAAGUACCAGGCCCGGUGCCGACAGGCCGCCCUGAGGGAUUCGGCCAGCAGCUGCAGCUCAGCCCCCGUCUGCGCUAUCUGUCUGGAGGAGUUCAGCGAGGGCCAGGAGCUGCGGAUUAUUUCCUGUUCCCAUGAAUUCCACAGAGAGUGUGUCGACCCCUGGCUGCAGCAGCACCACACCUGCCCGCUCUGCAUGUUCAAUAUCAUCGAGGGGGCUGCCUUUGCCCAGCCUGCACAUUUGAGGCAGAAUUCCCAGGAUCUGGAACCUGGGCAGCGGCUUCACCUCUUCCGGCAACACCCAGGAUACGCCCUGUAUCACCUCCCAGAGGCCCACCCCCAGCGGCGGCUCAGGACCUUUGCUUCGCAGCUCCCCCAUGGCAACCCCUUCUUCCAUUCCCCAGAGCUCUCCCAAUUGGAUUUCAGCACCAUGCACUAUUUGCCAUACAGGCCAGUGGGCUCCAUGGCCACAUGCAGCCAUCAACCCUCUCUAGCCCAAGGCCUAGGGAAUGAGCAGCACCGAAAAUCUCCAGCAUGUGGGCAGAUGCCAUCUUCUCACAGGACUUGCCCACUUCAACACCAGGCCCAUUGCCUGGGAUUCAGGACUGCGGCAGUACCGAGACAGCACCAUGCUGCCCCUCUUCGUCGGGGAACCAGUCAUGGGAGGCAGCACAUCAGCAGUGGCUCAGGGGAGAGCUAUCUCACAGAGCACAGUGGGUACCUGGCUGAUGGUCCAGGCAGUGACUCCAGCUCCGGACCCUGUCAUGGCUCCUCCAGUGAUUCUAUGUUGAAUUGCACAGAUGUCAGCCUCCAGGGCAUCCACGGCAGCUGCUCCACCUUCCGCAGCUCCCUGAGCAGUGACUAUGACCCCUGGGUGUACUGUAGCUCCACUGACAAUGGCCAGGAGCAGCUGCAGCCUCCCGGAGAGCCAAGGACAAGGUCUUUGGACUUGAAGGAGACUGGCAGCACUGCAUUAGCCAAGAGUCAGAUACUGAGUCAUGUCCAUUAUCACCACCACAGGCAUCAUCACUACAGGAAAGACCUCGAGUGUCCAUCUGGGAGAUCAGGCCAGGAACCCAGCCAGCGUAGGCCCCGGUUUGCUGGAGCUGUGCCUGGUGCUCGGACACAAAAGAGGACUGAGAAAACUCGUCACUGCAAACAGCCUCUUGAAAGCAGCCCAGGGUCCCAGGAUGCAUCUCUGUCAGGACAGCCCUCCUGUGAGCAUCAGGGACCUGACCUCUCAAAGCACCUCUCCUCUUCUGCAGACAGGUCUGACUUCAGCAGGGUGGCCAGUAGGCAAGCUGGAGCAGCUGGUCCAUUGCCUUUCCCGCUGUCACAGAAACAUGGCUUACAAAGCCGUCACCACAGAAGGAAACGGAAGUGCCGCCCGGAGCCUGUCCUGGCUCACCUUUCAGAGGACUCAGACGUGCACAAAGACUGCAAUGUUCACAUUCACUAUGGCCACUCCCCUGGCUACUGCUGCUCCCCAGAAGUUCAGUCACUGUUGCCAACGGCCCCUAUGCCCUAUUGCUCAGGCUCUCAGGUGGUUUGGAAGUGCCGAGUCCCACCCUCCAACUUGGAGUCCCAGCAGCAGGACAAGGACCUAUCAGAACGGGAGGGGAAACCCACGUAUCCAGGUGAUUUCUCAGGGACAGGCACCGCAGAAGACAACACAAGUCUUUACCUCCCCUGCCAAACUCUGCAACACAAUCAGGGAUCCAAGGAGGAGAUCCAAGAUGUGUACGAACAUUCUGUUUAAUGAAAGAUGAACUCAUCUGCAUACUACAGAGAGCCAGAGUGGACAAAACAUUCAGGAAACGAACAAGAACUGGAAUCAGUGAUUUAUUUCCUGUUUCUCUGAGCAGGUAGUGUAGUAACAGUCCUAGUCUGCCCCACACUGAGAAACAAAAUGUGCUGGUAACCUCCAUGAUGCCCCCUUCUGCCUGCUCCCUGCCCACUUUACUGUAUUGUGGUCACACAAACCCACCACUCCUCUCUCUUUUUAAGGCAUGGACAGCGCACACUGAUCAGAAGACACUCUGGGGGCAUGGACUUACUCAUUCCAACCCUGUGUCCAGUGUUCGUUAUCUGGAGAGCCUGCUGGGUAGACAUAAACCGGUAUUUUGGCAUGGUCAUAAACAUGGGGGAGAUUGGAGGCUUUUGGAAAUGUUUUGGAAAUGGGCAGACCUGUGAGACUAAAAGCUGCAGAGAUGACAUUAGAGAGCCAAAUAGCUCCUGCCUUUUUCAUUUCCUCACUUAGGUCAAAGUCAGGCCAGCCUACUUCACUAACCCUGAAUACUCUUAUUUCUCUAACUUAAGCACAAGAUGCUCUCUUCCAUUUCUACAUUGCAGGAGCUCUCUUAGGUCCUGAGUCCGCAAGAUGCUUCCAUUGACUGCAGUGGGAAUUGAGGGUCCCUGCCACUUGGCAAUUAACUGUCCUUCAGCUGAGGCCAGGGUGGGGACAACUUAUAUUUUUGCCCAUACUAGGAUCCACCUGGAGGAGCAGUGAGGACAUUCAGGAUUCUGCUAGCAUUUCCAGGAAAGAGCUGGGGCUGAGAAUCUUCUCAGAAUCCAUUACGUUACCUGGAAGUGUUAUUGGAUUCCUCAUUCAUCACUUAAGUCUUUGAUUAAUUAUCAAAGUAGUUAUAAAGGCCAGGCCUGUAACUGUGCUGAGUAGAUCACUUGCAGUGCAUGUUUCAAAGCCUCUCUAAGCAUCUUUCUGGAAAGCUUGGGAAUCAUGGAGAAAUGAGAGACUAUGCUCUUAAUCCAUGAGCCAGCAUGGGUCUUCCUUCUCUGCCUUCCUCAUCGUGAUAAUUGCCAUCAUCAUCACAUGACACAAUAAGAUGCACACUGAAGUCCUGGGAAAGCAUCUGGGACAGUAAAUGCUCAGUAGCGCCCCAUCCCAACUAACAUUUCUGGAAUCUUAAACUCUUUUCAGUGACCUGCAAAAGAAUUCUUCAAAAUCAGCUGUGUCCUUUUCUAGCUUCUUUCUGAGGGAGACAGAAGGCUGGAAAAAUUGGGGAGGGGUUUUUGUUGUUGCUUGUAUUUACUUUAGAAAUCCAGGAAUUCAUGGAUUCACAAGUGUUAAGGCCAGAAGGGAGCAUUACGAUCAUCUAAUCUGAGCUCCUGUAAUAACACAAGCCAGAGAACGUCACUCAGUGAGCCCUGCAUCAAAUCCAUGAUUUCUUAUUGCAACAUAAGAACACAGAACAUAGGACUGGAAAGGACCUUCUAGGUCUUUGACUCCAGUCCCCUGCUAUCGCAGCCAACCCUGUCAGAUAAUCCCAUUCAUAACUGUAUCAAUCUGCAUUUUAAAACCAGUGAUGUUGUUUGGCCCCACUAACCCCCUUGGAAGGCUGUUCCAGAAUCACACUGCUCUAGAGCUGAGCUAGAGCAGAUCUGUUAGAAAGAGACGCAUAUUAAAUUUGACCUCAGUUCAGUGUGCAGCUGUGGUCAAAAAAGCAAAGACGGUGCAUGCAGAAUGGCACUGAGAAUAAUAAGGAAGCUAUUAUAAUGCCAUUAUAGAACUCAGUGGUGCAGCCUCCCCUGGACAUGGCACAGCUCUAAUCAGCCCUCUCAGGAAGGAUAGUGUGGACAUGAAGGGUUUCAGAGGGCGAGGGUGAUGAGAAUGAUCAGGGACUGGAAAAACUCAUGUGGAAAGAUUGGGAUUGUUACCUUAGAGAGGAGACAGAUCACACUAAUGAAUGGUCUCGAGAAGAGAGCUGCCACAGGGGUGGCGCCUUAGGGCGGAGGGUUGCCACAGGGCUCGGGGGGGCGGGGAGGCACAAGGUGGAAGUUUUGCCUAGGGCGCGAAACAUCCUUGCACCCGCCCUGACUGUAGGAGAGACCAGGCUGAGACUUAAUGUGGGGACAGAUUUUCCCACAGCUGCUACAAUGAGGUGUUUGCACUCAGGGGCAAUAGGUCUGUAUAAUUUUUGGUGGUGCCCAGAAUGGGUCCAAGUCCCACCCCACCCCGCACACCUGCCUAAGGCUCUGGGAGGGAGUUUGGGUGCAGGGUGCGGGCUCUGGGCUGGAGCAGGGGGUUGGGGUGCGGGAGAGGGUGAGAGGUGCGGCGCUUAUCUCAGGUGGCUCCCCAAAGCAACCCGCACACCCCUCUGACAGCGGCACCUAGGCAGGGAGCUGAGAGUUUUCGUGCGCCAGUGCCCACAGGCACUGUUCCCGCAUCUCCCAUUGGCUGCAGUUCCCAGCCAAUGGGAGCUGUGGAGUCAGUGAUCAGGGUGGGGGUAGCACAGGGAGACCCCCCCCCGACCCCCAGGGACAUGCCAGCCGCUUCCGGGAGUGGUGUGGAGUGAAGGUGGGCAGGAAAGCUGCCUUUUAUAAAUCGCCCGGGGGCAGCAGGCGGGGCCAGAAGACGCUCAGGGGGAGGCACGAGGCGGUGACAGGGGGGGCCAGGAGAGAGACCCGGCCCUGAACAUUGGUGGAGCCGGGACCCUGGGCCCUGAAUAUUCCUGGAGCACAGGCCCCACAGACCCAUAUAACUCGCCGCCCCUGUUUGCACCUUUCUCUGAGGCACCUGGGGCUGGCCCCUGUCAGAGACAGGGCCUUGGCCUGGAUGGAUCUUGGUCUAACUCUUAUGUUUUGUCCUGGCUUUGAUGUGGGACCUUUGGGGGGGGCAGUUCCAGGGAAGUUUACUGUGAAUUCUGAACCCCUUAAUCAGUAACAAUGGCUUUCUGUCUCCCAAGUGUCCACUGCCAUUGAAAUUAGCCAGGUGUUAACAGCAGCUAACCAAUACCACUGUUGUAAAUAGUCUAACCAAAAGCUCUUCUCCCAGUUGGUCUGCUCUCAUUCUGUUGGCUCCUGUGAUAUCACCAUUUCACUAGUUCUCCAGCCAACUGCAGUCUUUCAGCAUGGAGAGGGGCUGGAUUUCUAAGGUCAAAAACAGAUUUGUAUCUUAAACCUUUCAGGUUUCUUUCUCAAUCAGAAAGAAGAAAGAAAAGGACACAAACCCAAUCCCCCCUUCCCCCCAAGCAGGUCACCUUUAAACUAGAAGUAAAAGCAAGAGCUGGCCUAGAUUCCCCAGAUUCUGCUUAUGGACAGUGCAUGCUGGCCUAUGGCUCUUCUUAUGCAGGUCAUCACAUGCCCCAGCCAAAUGCUGUUCAUUUGUCUUAACAAAGAGGAGGCUCCUGAACUCCAAGCUGCUUUCAGACCAAGGGCAGGAUCCUGCACUUCCACCCCAGAGCUAAAUCCCCAUUGAGAAGCCCACUCGGCCCCUUGAAAGACUAGGCCUCUCCUUCGCAGUUUAACAGUAUUCAUCUCUUUCCCUUAGGACAGCAGUGCUCAAACAUUUGUCCUGGCGACCCCUUUCACACAGCAAGCCUCUGAGUGCGACCCCCCCCUUAUACAUUAAAAACACUUUUUUACAUAUUUAACACCAUUAUAAAUGCUGGAGGCAAUGCGGGGUUUGGGGUGGAGGCUGACAGCUCGCGACCCCCCACAUAAGGACCUUGUGACCCCGAGGGGUCCUGACCCCCGGUUUGAGAAGCCCUGCCUUAGGAGGACUCUGGCUGGCAUAGGCCCCAAGCUCAGUGGAAUGUGUGCUCCGUAGUAAAGGACCCCUGCUGCUCUGUACUGCAGUAUUAGGUGGGCUGCAUUGGGCAGCUCCCACUUUAAAGUGUUUUUAUUUCCUGGCCUUAUGCUGCUACUUUUCUUUCACAAAACCAACCUAUCAAGGCCUCAGGAUCCCUCUGGGCAUGAAGAGCAGAUCUAGGAAGUAGUUUAGAUGGGGGAGGGGUUGCUGUUCUGUCCAUAUGGGUUAUCAAAUGGGAAGAGCUCUGUCUGGAAGAGUUAAUCCAAGGCACUAUUCAAUAAAAGGAGGAGUAGAUUCCUUAGCCAUCUAAGAGGGGAGGUGAUGUAAGAAUCAAUGACAAAUAAUCCUGACAUGUGCUGAACACUUGCACCUCCAAAUGGACUUGUAACUUCAAGGAGACUCCCAGGAGCUCAGCAGUACUCAGGAUCAGGCACUGCAUGUCAGUAGUGUUUGUCCAAGGCAGGAGUUCAGGGUUAAGCUCUCGUCCUUGCCCUAUAGAGCGGAGGCCUCCGCUGGGAAUAGAAGUGAAAGCCAGAGCUUCUCAAAUGAGGAUUAUCAGCACUUCCCCAGAGCCCCCGGCAGCUGAGUUACAGCCUCUUCCGAGGACAGCCAGCGGCACUGAGAGGAGCCCAAAGCGGGCACAGCUCCCGGAGCUGUCUAUAGCCUCCUUCAUUCACGCAAACAGCCCUCUGUUCCUUCGUCUUGUAAAGCUCAGAUCCUUUUGAAAUGUGAACAUGGUUUUUAGUUUUUGCUGAGUCUGUUCUGCAAGGCUCUUGGGUGUUUUGGGUAAAUUACAAACCAAAAAGGAAGAAUAGGUUUUUUUAUAUAUAUGCAAAUCUGUAUAUUUAUGUCUGAGAUGGAAACAAAGAUGUUUGAAUAUGGUGAUGUGCUCAGAAAUAUAUUUAUUUACUAAUAUAUUUA